Messenger RNA from Aedes aegypti (yellow fever mosquito), 5295 nucleotides. RefSeq names its product glycogen debranching enzyme. Lineage: Eukaryota; Metazoa; Arthropoda; Insecta; Diptera; Culicidae. Bases 131 to 4783 code for a protein of 1550 amino acids. Gene Ontology annotation, biological process: glycogen biosynthetic process; glycogen catabolic process. Gene Ontology annotation, molecular function: amylo-alpha-1,6-glucosidase activity; 4-alpha-glucanotransferase activity. The record is from RefSeq and is a predicted model, not a curated record. The transcript has 9 exons.
AGGCUGCUGUUUUCAGUUGCUCGUCUGCUCGGUUGGAGUAUAGAUCGUGUGUUAAAGGAGAAUAGUUGAGUAGAUCGCGGUUUGCAAAGAAAUUUCAGUGUGUCCAGGGUGUUCUGCUAGUUUCGCAACAAUGUUGAAAAAGAUGGGAUCCUUUCUGUCUUAUGAGAAACUGCCGACAAUCUUCGAGGUGAAAAAGAUGGCCGAUCAGACCGGUUCGAUAAAGCUGGCGAUCCACCACAAUGACCAGGGCAAAGGCUCGCUCUACCGUCUGAAGAAGAACUCCAUGGUGCACGUCCAUCCGGGACCGUCUCUGCUGGGCCGCCGGGUGGCCAUCUUCUGCAACUAUCCGGCCGAUGGUGCUGAUUUCGACCGCAACCGGUACACCCAACUGAAGUGGUUCUCGCCAACGGGAACCCAGCUCGAGUCGGAUGGCUCCAAGUAUCUCUCGAUCAAGGAUGUUGACUACUAUUGCAAUGUUCACCUGACCCGCUCCGGGGCGUACCACUUCUACAUUCUGUACGAGGGUGAGGAAGAACAGCAGGCUGGACUGUAUGUGCAAAUCGAGCCUUCUCUAACCAUUGGGAAGGGUCCCUCAGCAGCCCAACUGCCCCUGGAGGCCAUCCGUUGUCAGACGGUCAUCGCUAAGUUGAUGGGUCCUCUUGAAAGCUGGGAAGCCAAGUUGCAGGUCACCAAGGAGAGCGGCUACAAUAUGGUUCAUUUCACACCGAUCCAAGAGCUGGGCGGCUCGAGAUCUGCCUAUUCUCUCAAGAAUCAAAAUAAAGUGAACCCGGAGUUCCAGAAUGGUGAUCAACCCGUUGAGUUCGAAGAUGUGAAUAAGGUUAUCAAGAAAAUGCGCGAAGAUUGGGGUAUCGCGUCGAUUUGCGAUAUCGUGCUGAAUCACACUGCGAACGAGUCGGUUUGGAUUCGGGAAUAUCCGGAGUGCAGCUACAAUUGCUUCACCUGCCCACAUUUGAGGCCGGCCUUCCUGUUGGAUGCUUUAUUGGCUCGUGUGGGCGAAGACGUGGGCGCUGGACUACUAGAGCAUGUCGGUGUGCCAAAAGUGGUGGAGACGAAUGAUCAUCUGCAGGCCAUCCAUUGGCAGAUCCACUCGAACUAUCUGCCACAGAUUAAGCUGUACGAGUUGUAUCAGUGUGAUGUAGAUAAGUAUGUCACCAGGUUUAAUGACGAGGCGUCGAAGAAUGGUCCGUCUGCGGCAAAAGAAGUACCGGAGGGUGACCUCAAGCUCAAGCAUGAUCAGGAGUAUAGACGGCUGGGAGCACAAAUCGAUUGGGACCGGGCCAUGAAGACCUACAAUGUAUUCCGCCAGGACUGUUUCGACGAGGACAGUCGGAAGCGCAAAUGUGCAGAAGCAUUCCGUUCGAAGUUGCAAUGGCUGAACGAGGAAGUUCGUAAGGAGAUUCAGGCGCAUUUGGAUUAUGCUAUUGAGAACUGCCUGGCUGGAGCUCGGUAUGAGCGAGUGCAAGCUGAUGGACCUCAAAUCAAGGGAAUUUCGGUGAAGUAUCCGUUGUUCAUGAAGUACUUCACUCAGUACGGAAUCCAGGGUAAAUCGUUGAAGGAUAUUGAAGCGAUGAUGUACGGAGGAGCUGGUAAGUUGUUCAUGGCUCACAAUGGAUGGGUGAUUAACAGUGAUCCGCUGAAGGACUUUGCUCGGCCUCAGGAGGGGACGGGUAAUGUCUAUUUGAGGAGGGAAUUGAUUGCUUGGGGUGACAGCGUAAAGUUAAGGUACGGCGACAAACCGGAAGAUAGCCCGUAUUUGUGGAAGCACAUGAAGGAGUAUGUCGACACUACUGCGAAGAUCUUCGACGGAGUUCGAUUGGACAACUGCCAUUCGACGCCGCUGCAUGUUGCGGAAUAUCUGCUGGAUUCGGCGCGGAAGGUCAACCCGGAAUUGUACGUCGUGGCGGAACUGUUUACCAACUCUGAUUACACGGAUAACGUUUUCGUCAAUCGGUUGGGCAUUACUUCAUUGAUUCGAGAGGCUUUGUCGGCAUGGGAUUCCCACGAGGAAGGUCGACUCGUGUACCGAUAUGGAGGUGAUCCGGUGGGGGCGUUCUUCCCAUACCCGAAACGUAUUCUAGCGCCGAGCAUAGCCCACGCACUGUUCAUGGACCUGACGCACGAUAACCCAUCGCCAGUGGAGAAGCGAUCGAUCUUCGAUUUGAUUCCGUCUGCUGGUUUGGUUUCUAUGGCGUGCUGUGCGACGGGAAGCAAUCGAGGGUACGACGAGCUGGUUCCGCAUCACAUUCACGUGGUCGACGAAGAACGUCAGUACCAGGAGUGGGGAAAACACGUCGACAAAUCGACCGGCAUCGUGGCGGUUAAGGAAGCUUUCAAUCUUUUGCACGGUGGUCUUGCGACGCGUAAUUUCGACCAGCUGUUCGUUGACCAAAUGCAUCCGGAUAUUGUGGCCGUCACCCGUCACUCUACGCUGAACCGCGAAACGGUUGUAUUGGUGGCGCAUACCGCGUUUAAUUACCCCAGUCCUUGGGCUGGUCCGACGGGAGUUCGCCCGCUGCGUGUCGAGGGCGAUUUGGUGGAGAUUAUCUUCGAAGUACAGAUCUAUAAGAAAACUGGUCAAACCUUCGAUCAACCCACGGAAUUUAAGAAAGAUGAACACUACAUCAACGGAGUCCAAGAAUAUGUGGUUGAUCUGCGCAAGAAUUUAAAACUGGAUGAGUCGGAUAUCUUUGAGAAGACACCCGUCAUUGAUGGAAACACGACUCAGCUGAACUUUGUCAAUCUGAAGCCCGGAUCGGUGGUAGCAGUGCGGUUUUCUCUGAAAAAUAACAUGAAAUCACCCAUUGAGAAUCUACAGUCGUUGGUUCGAGAGUUCCACCAGGAUAAGGGUUCUCGAUAUGUGGAACUGCAGCAUAUGCUGAGUAAGCUUAACUUGGUGGACUUCAACAGCUUGCUGUACUGUUGUGCUGAGGAGGAACGUGACAAUGGCGGAGGCCCGUACAACAUCUCUGGGUAUGGUGAUUUGGUGUACUGUGGACUUCAGGGCGUGGUUUCGAUUUUAAGCGAUAUUGGUCCGAACAAUGAUUUGGGUCAUCCGUUGGCAAACAAUCUGCGCAUGGGAAAUUGGUUGAUCGAUUACUGUUCGCAGCGUCUGCAGAAAUACCCAAACUUGGAACCGAUUUCCAACUGGCUGGAGAAGAAUCUUGCUCCACUUAAGGAAAUCCCUCGGUACAUGAUUCCCAGCUACUUCGAUGUGAUCAUCACUGGAGUUCACCGUUUGGCCAUCAGUGCAGCGUGCAACCUGAUGUCGGAGUUCGUCCGGCAAGGCUCUAACUUUGGUCGCCGUUUGGCUCUGGGAUCGGUUCAGUGCGUCAGGGUGGCUCCUUCAGCCAAUCUUCCGCCAAUGAGUCCGAAUGUGAACCCACCAAAGCCUCCACAGAGGUGUGCAACUCUGGCUGCUGGAUUGCCACACUUUGCGACCGGAUAUAUGCGCUGCUGGGGACGAGAUACUUUCAUUUCGUUGCGAGGACUUAUGUUCCUUACUGGACGUUUCGAUGAGGCACGCUAUAUGAUUCUUGGCUUUGGAGCAUGUCUUCGGCAUGGAUUGAUUCCCAAUCUCCUGGAUGGAGGAAUGAAUGCUCGUUUCAACUGCCGUGAUGCCAUCUGGUGGUGGUUGUACUGCAUUAGGCAAUACGUAGAAGAGGCUCCGAAUGGAAAGAAAAUACUGAUGGAUAAGGUCUCCCGACUGUAUCCUACGGACGACUCGGAACCGAAGAUGCCUGGUGAAUGCGAUCAAUUCUUGUACGAGACGAUCCAGGAAGCGUUGACCGUACACUUCCAGGGGUUGUCCUACCGGGAACGCAAUGCCGGCACCCGUAUCGACGCCCACAUGAAGGACAAGGGAUUCAACAACCGGAUCGGUAUCCAUCCGGAAACGGGAUUUGUCUUCGGUGGUAACAAUGCCAACUGCGGAACCUGGAUGGAUAAGAUGGGAUCCAGUGAUAAGGCCGGUAAUCGGGGUAUUCCCUCGUCGCCACGCGAUGGGUCUGCUGUGGAGCUGGUUGGUCUGCAGAUGGCUGGUUUGAGAUUUAUGCAGCGAAUGGCCGAAGAAAAGGCUAUUCCUGGAACAGGUUCGGUGGAACGCACUUCCAGCAAUGGAACCAAAACUGUUUGGACGUACAAGGAAUGGGCCGACAAAAUAGCGGCCAACUUUGAAAAAGAGUUCUACGUAGAUGAAAGCAGCGACAGUAAGUACGUUAAUAAGAAGGGAAUCUACAAAGACACAUUGGGCUCAGAGAUUCCAUGGACCGACUACCAACUGAGAUGUAACUUCCCGAUUGCACUGGUAGCGGCCCCGGAGCUUUGCGACCAUAAACAUGCCUGGAGGGCGUUGGAGAAUGCCAAGAAAUAUCUGCUGGGACCCCUUGGUAUGAAGACCUUGGAUCGCGAAGAUUGGGCCUACCGUGGCAAUUAUGACAAUUCAAUCGACAGUGACGACAAAACUGUAGCGCACGGAGCCAACUAUCACAACGGUCCGGAAUGGGUUUGGCCAAUAGGGUUCUAUCUCCGUGCGAGACUUAUCUUCGCCAAGGCUAACGGACUGCUCAAAGAGACGAUCGCCGAAACGUGGUCCAUCUUGCAAAAACAUCUACACGAACUGCAAACCAAUCAUUGGCGCGGUCUGGCCGAGUUGACCAACGAAAAUGGAGCGUACUGCAAAGACUCGUGCCGGACACAGGCCUGGAGUAUGGGUUGCGUGCUAGAAGUGUUGCAUGACCUGGAAAAGUAUGAAAAAGAGCUCUAAGCUCCGUCACUAGCCAUAUACUGCCGGAGGGAAUUAAAUCUCAAUUCGAAAUGCUCUGCUACAUCCGGUGAAGUGUCCCAGUUUCGAUCGGAAGCUUAGAUUUAAUUGUUUAUGUUUUGUGUUUGCCGUUUUUUAUGCUGAAUAUUUUAUUAGGCUGUUAUGUUUUAAAUAUCUAUAUUUUAGAAUGCAGCUUUUAGGCUUAUGAAAAUGCUUGAAAGUAUCUACUCAAAAUGGAUUCUGUUUGACUUAUUAAACUCAUAAAAUUUUACUCAUGUUCAAAUUGUCCCCAUUCUUGUUACGUCCAACAGUCUUUUUGAGUGGAUAUUUUACAAGUUAAUUAAACUGCAAUGAUGUCCUAUUGACUUGCGAUGAACAGUGAGUUGAAUAAUGCGAGAAACAUUGCACAAUCAAACUUUUUAUCUCCGCGAGACUAGGUCGAUGGAUAAAAGGAUUGCAUAUAUUUUUGGUGCCAUGCAUGCAUAAUGAACAAUAAAUUAAUGAAACCCACUCUA